Molecule: messenger RNA, 2341 nt
Organism: Solanum tuberosum (potato)
Lineage: Eukaryota; Viridiplantae; Streptophyta; Magnoliopsida; Solanales; Solanaceae
Product: serine/arginine-rich splicing factor RS31-like
Exons: 5
Coding region: 1367-2047 (226 amino acids)
Molecular function (GO): RNA binding
Source: RefSeq, a predicted model, not a curated record
CUUUUGUCUUUUUUUCUUCUUAUUUGUUGAUUUUGUAAGUUUUAUUAUUCUACUGUUGUUCCUUUGAGGCGUAGUUGAUUGCUUGAUUGUUUAUGUUCAUUUGAAGGGUAAAGAUUUAAUUGUGUUGGCUUUUUUAAUGCAUUUAUUCUUGAUGAUAUAUAUGACUAAUAAAGAUAAAUACAAAAAUGAUAGCUAGAGGAAACUGUACAAAAAAUUGAGAUGAUAAAUUCAUCAAAGAGGGCACAUAGGAGUAGGGGAUUUAUGCAUAGGUUACUUGUAUUUAGUUUCAUUUUUUCACAGUGCAUAGAUGUAACUAGUGUUUUCUGUUGGAGGCUCUUUCUUUGUAGCAUUCUUCCUGGAGGGUGUUUGGGGAGAUGGGUGUUCUUUAGGUGUAUUACUUUUGUUUGGUAAUGGUACUGUUUAAAACAGAGUAGCAAGAAAAUAACACCCUAAAUUAGCUUUAUUCAUGCAAUUGUAUUGCAAAUUAAAAUACAUUAGGUUACUAUAUCUUCAGUUGUUAGAGUUACAUGAUUCUUUAAUGUCAGGACACUUGUUUUUCAAAUCCAGGCAGUGUUGACCUUUCUGGAGCUAUUAAUGUUUUCUUUUUGUUUUUUGAACGCCACAGCCAGUUUGUGUAAAAGGAGUAGGCUGGUAGUCACUAUUCACCAGUGUAAACAUACUCCCAAUCAGGAUAAGUAAUCCAUGUCUUGCCAGGUUUCAUAUAUCUGACCCCAAUCAGUUUGGGACGAGUACUAUCGGGGUUAUUGAUUAAUAGCUUCAUUCAUAUUAUCGUGCUUAUCCUCCCUUCCCAAUAUAAGAGUAUAGUGUUUUUUUUUCUGGAUACACGAUAGUGAUAUUUUGCUUAAAUGUAAUUGCUUUGGUACAUAGCUACUUUGUUGUAGCUAUGUAUGUGCACACAGGACCUGGUAAGACAUGGUGGGGAGCCAAAUGUGAAAUUCAUUCGGAGGAUCUCCAUAUUUUAAGUGUUUCUUUUGACGCAGGAACAUCUCCUAAGGAAAAAGAGCUUGUAUCAUGGCUCAACACUUGCAAAAACUUCUAUUGCAAGGCAACCUAUCUGUCUUCCUGUACUCCUCAAUGAUGGAAUCAUUCUGCAUCUCUUAGAUCAAUCUUCUGUCAUUCACUUACUUCAUUGCCCAUGUUGCCAUUUUUCAAGAAUGGUUGUGGUGGGAUCUAUCUGUUCUUCAUGCCAUGCCUACCACUAUUAAUAAGCGGAUCAAUGAAUUCUAUCAUGCCUUGCCUCCAUAUUCUGAAUCGUGCUGUGAAAUUGGUGAAGCAUGCUUAGCAAUGACUACUCAGGCUUGACUUCUUGGAUUUAAACCUUUAAUAAGACUUCAUCAUCAUCAUCAUGAUUUUGUUCAUGCAAGGCCUCUCUCUCUCCUUACUUUCAUCAGGUCUUCACAUACUUGCAGGCUUUGCGUUUGUCUACUUCGAGGAUGAGCGUGAUGCAGCUGAUGCCAUCCAUAGUCUUGAUAACAUGCCAUUUGGGUAUGACAAGCGCCGGUUAUCAGUGGAAUGGGCAAAGGGUGACCGUGGUCGACCUCGUGAUGAUUCCAAGGUUGCAGCAAACCAAAGACCAACAAGAUCUUUGUUUGUCAUUAACUUUGACCCUAUUCGCACUAGGGUGCGUGACAUAGAGAGACACUUUGAACCGUAUGGAAAGAUCCUUAAUGUUCGAAUACGCCGGAAUUUUGCGUUUGUGCAAUAUGAAAAUCAGGAAGAUGCCUCAAAAGCCUUGGAGUGUACACACAUGAGUGAGAUCCUCGACAGAGUUGUUUCUGUAGAGUAUGCUUUGAGGGAUGAUGGCGAGAGGGGUGACAGGUAUGAUAGCCCUAGAAGAGACUAUGGCAGGCAUGGUGAUAGUCCUUACCGAAGGUCACCGAGUCCUAUGUAUCACAGGGGUCGAUCUAAUCCUGAUUAUGGUCGUCCUCGUAGCCCCGCAUAUGAAAAAUACAAUGGUUCAUCAUAUGAUCGGUACAGGAGUACCGAGUAUGGAAGCUAUCGCAGCAGGUCUCCUGUUCGGAGGUAAAGAACUUGAAGCAGUACUUUAUCAGAUGAAGAUCACUACUCCUUUCUGGUAUCGUAAUAUAAAUAGAUGUUGUGCAUGAAUGUAAUGGAUUGCUGCUUAAACUUUAGAGAGUUUGGCAGUUCAAUUUGGGUGUUGAGAAACAUUUUCAUGGUGUUAUCCUUGGCUCUGCUUUUUUUUUUUAGAGCAGUUUGCACGUAUUCAUGACUGAAUGAAAAGGAACACAUGUAAGAAAGUACUUGUUAGCGUAUGACAUUCAGCACAAAUUGGGACGAUAUAGCAUUACGCUCCAAGUGA